AUGUCACAACCUGGAAUUUUCACCAAAUCAAAUCUGAUUUACAUACCGUUGUCAGUAGCGACCGCUCACACUUUGAAUUUCGUAUGUAAUUCUCCAUUAUCUACAUGGCAAGAAUUUCCUCCAAAAUUACCUACCUCAGUAUAUUCUUCAAUUUAUUUUAUUCCAUUAUUACUGUUUUUAUCACUUUCAUUUGAACCAAUUCAAACGAGUAGACGAUUUUAUACUUUAUUAUCUCUCGCUCUUAUAUUUGUUUCAAUUCCAAUAAGUUUUCGCGGAAAAUAUCCACCUAAACUUCAUAACGUUUUUGUGGCUUAUGGAAUGAUGUUUGGACUAAAAAUGUUAUUGUUCUUAAAAUAUAAUCGGUCAUACUUGAAUCAAGAAGUUUCGGAUCAAAAGAAAGAAUUUAAGUCAUUCCUCUGGAUGAUAUUUAAUUCACGCUUUAACUCUUACAUAGUUCCUCCAAAAAAGGAAAAUUCGAACGAAAAAGAAAAUUCCUUGAUUAUUACAUCACCUACGACUUCACAAAUUAACAAAAAAAUAAUUAAUCGCACUUUAAUUACCUUUAUAAAAUGUCUUAUUCUUAAACUUGUAACGUUUUUUUCAAUUAAAUACACGAUGGUAAUUCCAGAGAAACCAUACCAACUUCGUUUAUUAGAAUUUAUUACAAAAGGAAUCCCUGCGGUUACAAUGCCUUCAAUGUUACAAUACGUAAAUUUCCUUUUAUGUGUUUACCUAAUGGCCUCUGUAUAUAAUUACGAUAUAUGCACUAUUAUUAUUGCAACCUUCUACCGUUUAUUCUUUCAUUCCUCAUCGGAAAAAAUCAAUUAUAAACCUAUUUUAAUUAAAUCUGGUCUUCUCACUCCUUCCGAGUAUGUCUCCCUAAAAGAAUGGAUGAUCACAUUCCUUUUCAAUACAAAACAUUUGUUUAGUGAACCAUGGAUGGCAUCAAGUCCUCGUGAAUUCUGGUCUGUUCGUUGGCAAUUAAUGAUUAAUGAAUCCUUUAAAGAAUUAGGUUUUUUACCUGUUAAGAAUUUAUUCGUUCCAUUCAUUCCAAAGAAAAUCGCAAAUAUGAUGGGCGUGUUAGGUGCACUCGGUGUUAGCGCUUUAAUACAUGAAUACCUUAUCAUUGGUCAAUUUGAUAUUUGGACAGGUGAACACCUCUUUUUCUUUAUGAUCCAUGGUGUAAUAUUCAUCUUGUGGGAGGCUAUUUUUGGUCGUGAAAAUAUUAAUGAGAAUUCAAAAAUUAAAAGGUUCUUAAAAUGGUUCUUGUUGUUGAUUAUUAAUUUGUCUGUUUUGCCAGCAUUCAUUGAACCUUUAAGAAGACGACCAGAGAUAUUUGUAAUUAGUUCAUUUUUUUCUAAAUAUUAUAUCUAA
Funneliformis mosseae is the source of this 1374-nucleotide messenger RNA. The record is from the annotation of a GenBank genome assembly. NCBI's taxonomy places the organism in Eukaryota, Fungi, Glomeromycota, Glomeromycetes, Glomerales, Glomeraceae.